AUGGGGCAGGCUUCCAGACUCCGAAUUGAUUCUAUGGCAAUUAACAUGCUCUUCUCAUCUUGGGCACGGCGUUCGCGCAGCCCUGCCAAAUCCGCAAUACCCAUUCGAACCCUGCCUGCCCCGUGCCCAUCCUACGACCCGUGCGCCCCCUGUGAUCCCUGUGCACCCUGCGACCCCUGCGCCCCUUGCGACCCCUGUGAUCCCUGCGUUCCGUACAACCCCUGCGUGGACCCCUGCCCGCCGCCAUGCCCGUCUCCUGCGACCCAUGCCCGGACCCCAGUGUGGUGCAAGUUGGACCCUACAAUCCCUUGUGGGCCGGCUGUGAAUUAUAUGUACGGGCAAGCGCCAGCGAAUAAUAAUACUGUUACAUUGCUAUUUAAGGAUAAAAAUCAAUGCAGCUUAACAUCUUUCUACAUCACAAAUCGAAAAUACCAACGCAAUAAUCCUGAAUUUUUCUCUCAAGGUUCCAUAAUCGUGAAACCUGGCCAGCUGAACUUCCCUCCACCGCAGCCGAUACUGGUGAAACCGGGCAGGAUCAACCUCCCCCCUCCUGCAGCAGUCUGGGUGCGUCCAGCAGUGAUCCAGCCCCCCACGCCUCCUCCGAUCAUGGUCCGACCUCCGCCAAUAAAUCCUCCGACGCCUCCACCGUUCUACGUGAGGGUACCGCCUGUGAGGCCACCGAUUCCUCCUCCUAUUGUGGUUAGGCCACCACCCGUGUGUGUGCCAAGACCUCCUCCACUCAGGGUACAACCGCCACCAGUCCUGCCGCCAGUACCAGACGCGAUAGUCAUCCGACCAGCGAAGAUCAUCGUCCCAUCACCACCUACCAUCUGCUUCCGUCCGAACCCGCCCAUAUGCUUCAGG
Molecule: messenger RNA, 864 nt
Organism: Manduca sexta (tobacco hornworm)
Lineage: Eukaryota; Metazoa; Arthropoda; Insecta; Lepidoptera; Sphingidae
Product: pollen-specific leucine-rich repeat extensin-like protein 3
Exons: 4
Source: RefSeq, a predicted model, not a curated record